AAUGUCAAAAUACAAAACAAAGAAUAACCGCCGAAAACAGAAACGAGGUGGAGGAAAAAUUGUCAGGAAAAGAAGAAAAAAGCACGCAUUUCAUGAAAUUAAUUUACCGAAAGUAGAAAAAACGCUACAACAAUAGCAGCCACAUAGCUGAACACGAUGAGUGCAGGUGACAACGCGAAUGCGGCGCUCAACGCUGCGCUGGAGCAAUACUUCGGCCACAGCAGCUUCAAAUCAGACUUGCAACGAAGUGCUAUAAAAUGUGCUGUGGAAAAAAAGCGCGACAUAUUCGUCUCAAUGCCCACCGGUUCCGGCAAGUCGCUGUGCUACCAGCUGCCGGGUGUGCUGUGCGAAAAUCAAAUAACCAUAGUCUUUUCGCCAUUAUUGGCGCUAAUCAAAGAUCAAAUUGAUCACUUGGGUAAGCUUAAGAUACGCGCCGAUUCAUUGAAUUCCAAGAUGUCAAAUAAAGAACGUGACGCGGUGAUCAGUGAUCUGAAAGCCAUGCGGCCGAGCAUACGCUUUCUAUAUAUCACGCCCGAGCAGGCGGCCACACAGUUCUUUCAAGAUCUCUUGCAAACGUUGGUGAAACACAAUAAGAUCGCCUAUUUUGCCGUCGAUGAGGCGCAUUGUGUCUCGCAAUGGGGACACGAUUUCCGACCAGACUAUCUUAAACUUUGUACGCUGCGCAGGAAAUAUGACAAUAUCGUUUGGAUGGCGUUGACAGCGACAGCAUCAAGACAUGUGCGUGAGGAUAUUUUUAAGCAUUUAGCGCUCAAGCACCCGGUUGCCAAGUUUACAACGCCCAGUUUUCGGAAGAAUCUCUUCUAUGAUGUAGUGUUUAAGAACUCUAUUGAGGAUGAUUUCCAACAUUUAGCCGCAUUUGCAUUGCAUUGCUUCGGCGAUGCGAACGAAUUCAAAGCUGUGCCCGCGCCCAAGAGAGGAUGUGGCAUUGUGUACUGCCGUACGCGUGAACACGUGGAACGUGUCGCAUAUGGUAUUUCGAAGCAAGGUGUGGGCGCUGUGGCAUAUCAUGCGGGCCUUAAAGGCGCAGAGCGCAUACAGGUGCAAGAGCAAUGGAUGAACGGUGAAUACCCUGUGAUAUGUGCAACCAACAGUUUUGGCAUGGGUGUGGAUAAGCCGUCAGUGCGAUUCGUUAUACAUUGGGAUGUGCCACAAAAUGUGGCGGCCUACUAUCAGGAGUCGGGCCGCGCUGGACGCGACGGGCUACAAUCGUACUGUCGGUUGUAUUAUGGGCGUGAAGAUGUGAAAUCCAUACAAUUUCUACUGCAAAGCGAUGUGAAUAAAACGAAGAAUUCCACAUGCUCUGGAAAGCAGGAGCUUGCGCAGCGUGCUGUGAAGAAUUUCGAUGAAAUCGUUAGCUUCUGUGAGAGUCUGCGUUGUCGCCAUAAACUCUUCUCCGAUUACUUUGGUGAUCCGCCACCAGACUGCAAUGGGCAAUGUGACGUGUGUAAGCACCCGAAGAAAAUCGAAAAGGCUUUAGAAAUGUUUCACAAACUCUGUAUGGACGGACGUUUCAAAUCUGGUGUCUCAUUGGAAGAUAGUGCCGAUUUGUAUGAAGGUGGACGCGCGGGUGCCAAAAGAUUAAAAGACGACUACGGCGAUUCUGACGACGACAGCUCUGUAAGUCACGACCAAUUGGCGAAGAAAGCGAAGCGCGACACUGAAAAUUUCAUACGAAAGCAAUUUCAACUGCGCAAACAAUUGAAUGCGGCGCGUGAAGUGGAGAAGGAGGGCAAAUCACAGAUAACGCGUGUCAAGCAUGCACCAUCGUCGGGUGUCAAAGUUUCCGGACUUACGACGGCCAUACGUGAGAACUAUCUCAGCGCAAUUGUCAGUGCGCUGAAGCUAAAUGUUGAACAAUGCAAGGAAGAUGAUCCGCGUAGGGAUCUGCGCCAUCGUGAUUUUGAAGCCAUUGCCAUAGACAUAGAAUAUGAAUGCUUUUCGAGGGUGAAGGUGACCAACAUGUAUCGACAUGCCUUGGCAAAGGAGCUUGCAGCCAUUCGCCAGCAAACGAACAAAGAGCUUCUCAUGCCGAUAUUAAGAGCCUAUGUAGCACGUCCGGAAACAAGUCAGCAGAGCGUCUGGACGGGCGGUAGUGUUGAGUACUUUGAGCGAAAAUUAAAGGAGUUGGAAGAUUCGCGACCAUCAUCGCCCAGUGUAACAGCCAAGAACAACUCAACGAAAGAUCUUCCUAAAGCGCUGCGUCACAAAAAGAGUUACAAACAGGACACUGCCAAGCAGACAACCAUUGGUAGUUUUUUCGAGAAGAAUAAGAGAAUUAAAAGCGAAGGCGAUAACUGUUCACCGGUAAGCAGCAGUGGAGAGAGCCAAGAGUUGGAAGGUAAUGAAAACGGGAAUAUUAAGCAAGAGCGCGAGGAGAGUAUGGAUGUGGAAAAUACAGAGACCAACGAGGAGAAGCAAGAUCAAAUUGAAAGAACACCCGUUAAAGAAGAAGAUGCUUAUGAUCCCGACAAAGACGACACCUUAAAAAAUGAUUCCCCAAACUUACAAAUAGAUGAUGAUCUCGAGGACAUAAGUGACAAGGAUAUCAACUCCAAUGAAUUUAAAAUGAGCGAAGAUGAGGAGAAGCAUGAUGCUGACAAAAAUGGAAAGAGCCGCUUGGAUAAGCGUACUGUCAAACCGGCGGACACGAAAAUGGAUUCGCUGUUUGGCAACGACGAUUGGGAUGAUCCAGCUGAAGAGAUGUUGGAGAACUCAAUUAAGUCUACAACUAAGAAAGAUGAUGGCAAAAUAAAGACACUUUUCGGUGAUGAAUCAGACAUUUCAACUACGAACAAAUCAGAUAGCUCCAGAACAGACACCAGGCACGAAGAUGAAGAGUACUACGACGUGCAAGCACAUCACAAACGCAAACACAGAACGUCACACUACAGCAAGUCCAAGGAGAAAUCGCCAACGCAUAGUUAUAAAAACGCGGUCAGUUACGAAGCAUACUAUCAGUCUGCGUCCAGCUCAACAUCACACCAUCACAAAUCAUCCAUAAGUUCCACAUUAACCUCACACCAAUACAAAUCGGACUCUUCGUCUGCCAGUUCAUCUUCGCGUCGCAAACACAAACACAAGCACCACUCCAAGCAUAAGCACAAGGACGAAGAUUUGGACGAACUGGAAAUAUACGAGAAUUCGUCGGCCACCAAAUGCAAAUACCAGGACGCCUUUGAGGAUUCGGUCAAGUAUGAGAAAUCGGUGAAAGAGAAGCUCAAAGCACUACGUGCCGAAUGGCAAGAGUUUGAAAGCGAAUCGGAUAAGAAACGUGAGGAGUCGGGAGAUUCAUUAGAUGAGUUGGAACUACUUGCUUUAAGCAAGAAGAAAAUAGAAGACGAGCUAAAAGCUUUAGAAGAGAUAGAAAGAAAAGCAGCGGCAGAUAAAGCUGCUGCACAGAAAAAGGCAAUCAAAAAUGACGAGGAAACAGCUGCGAACAACGACACAAAACCAACCGAAAAGGAAAUACUUUCAAAGAACACAAUCGGCGCCACAUUAAAGACGGAAGAUGCAUCUAAACAGUCGGACUGGCAUGCAACCAAGCGCAAGAAAGAGUCCGAAAGUGAUAUGAACGGUAGUAAACCUACAUUCGCAUUGCCGAAAAACAACAAAAAUGCUGAAAAUUCCAACACCAAUGAAAGUGGCGCUAAAGGCAGCGAAUAUCGAAAACCAACGCAAAGGCCAGAAACUAAUUCGAAACACUCCUCAAAUGAAAGACAAGCGCGCCUUAAUGCUGCUAAACAUAAAACAGAUGUGAGUAAAUCUGUCGUUGAGCUACUAAAUCCCUACUACAAAAAGAAGAUCACUUCAAAGGAGCUCUUCAAAACAUUGGCCAAAAGAAUAACAACUCGUGUUUGUGACGGCAAAUUGGAGCCAUCACACUGCAAGUCAUACAUACGAGACACGUUUCUCACCAUCAAUAUGGUCGCAACGGAAGCGGACCUAGACAAAUACUUUCCGCUCACUUGAACAAACGGCUGUUACAAUGCUAAGCAAUAGUAGAUUUCGUUGUACUAGUCUCUCGGCUGGCCGAAGUCUCAAACAUAACUUUGUUGAAAACUAUUUCACGACUUUUCCAUAUAAAAUUUGAACUAUUCGCUGGAAGUCAACUAAAAUGGUUUACAGUUUUCGAUUUACUUGUAAUGGCAAAUCUGAAUUUAUUUUGCCAUAAUUGCCAUGAAGUAUGGAAUUAAUUUAUAAAGCAAAUCCCAAAUCUAUUACCUACAUACAUACAUAUG
Molecule: messenger RNA, 4259 nt
Organism: Zeugodacus cucurbitae (melon fly)
Lineage: Eukaryota; Metazoa; Arthropoda; Insecta; Diptera; Tephritidae
Gene: RecQ5
Product: FK506-binding protein 5
Exons: 6
Coding region: 157-3990 (1277 amino acids)
Biological process (GO): double-strand break repair via homologous recombination
Cellular component (GO): cytoplasm; chromosome
Molecular function (GO): nucleic acid binding; four-way junction helicase activity; ATP binding
Source: RefSeq, a predicted model, not a curated record